Oryza brachyantha (malo sina) is the source of this 1691-nucleotide messenger RNA. RefSeq lists its product as uncharacterized. The record is from RefSeq and is a predicted model, not a curated record. Lineage: Eukaryota; Viridiplantae; Streptophyta; Magnoliopsida; Poales; Poaceae. Bases 25 to 1290 code for a protein of 421 amino acids. The transcript has 6 exons.
UCUCUGGAGAUUAAGAGGGCGGCAAUGGAAGAGGGCAAGACGGCGCGCGAGAAGAUGGCCGGCGCCGACGUCGUCUCCUCCUGCGGGAGCAUCAACAUGCGCCUUGUCGACCACCUCCCUCUCCCGCUUCCGAUCCCCUGCGUCGCGGAGCCCACCGCCGCCUCCCGGGUCUCGCCGGGCUCCUCCCCGGCCCGCUCCGAGGCAUCCGAGGGCGCCGGGUUCUACGCCGCCGACACCGAGCCCGAGCCGCAGGCGUCCGCCGGGAGGAGCACGCAGAUGCUGCUCGCCAUGGCCGCCAUGGGGGGCCGCGGGGGCCCCUACGGCCGCCGCCCGGCGUCGUCCUACGGCAGCUGCGCCGCGUGGAGCGCCGGGUCGCUCACCAACCACCGCCCCGCCUCGCCGUCCCCAAUCUGCAGCCCCGUGAGCAGCAAUGGAGGGGACGGCGGCGAGCGCCGCAACGGUGAUGACGCCUCCUUCGUCACGCCGCGACUGGAAGAAGACCAGGAAAGGCUGCCAAACAGAGGAGAUUUCAUAAAGCCGUGUACCACUCCACGUCAAAUCAGACUGCAAACGCCCCGGCACCCUUCUUUGAUGGAUAGGAGAUUUGAGAGAACUAAUCCAGUGCCACCAAGAUUCAUCCACAAAGCCACGCCAGCUAGAUCAAUGCGCCGAGCUCACUCCUCACAUAACUACCGUAGACGUUUGGGGGCAAUGAAUGCUAUCAAUGAGUGGAGAUUGCCCAAAGUCAGUGAAGAAGAGGAUGAAGCAGUGGAUCAAACGGAUUGGCAAGCCGAUACUCUGUCUUCUCGUAUAUCCUCAGCUCGUGAUUGGAACUUUGAGCCUGGUGGUACCUAUGAGGGAAGCAAUCAUAGUGAUUCAGAUGGCGAAAAUAACCCAGUUUCAGUGCAAAGAAUGGGGAGAUGGCUCCAGGAUUCUGCGGUAAAACCUAAGGGAAAUUAUGUCCAUGCCAAGUUGGUUGCCUGGAAGGAUGCAGAGAUUGAGAAGCUCGUAGACAAGCUGAGAAGGAAAGAGGCCGACAUCAAUGACUGGCAGAUGAAAAAGGUUACACAGGCAAAAGAGAAGAUGAAAAGAAUCGAGAUCAAGUUGGAGAAGAAGAGAGAGAAAGCAGCAGAGAGGAUGCAAAAGGCAAUCAAAUAUGCACAAAAGACAGCUGAUAAGAAGAAACACAAGGAGACUGCAGCAACUGACAAUCAGAUAGCUCGUGUUGAGAACGAAGUGCGGAAGAUGUCUAGGACAGACAAGCUCCCCUGGUCACUGGCUUUUCUGUAAAUGAGGUCUUCACUUGUGGUAGAUCCAAGCAAGCCAAUUGCUGAAACCUUUUGCAGGGAUAUCAGCACGUCGAGGCUAAAAUGAGAUCAUGCUGUCAGAACUCAGAAGCAGCGUCAACUACUGAAAGAAGAUCAUUUGUUGUAUAUAUCAUGUUUCAGGCUUUAUACCUGAUUAGCAUCUGAAAGCGACUGUUCUUUAAACAUGAUAGGAACAAUCAGGAGCAUAUUAUAGUACUUCCCCUUGUUUUUUGGCUGCCAUUCCUUUUCUCAGAACAACAUUAUUUCCCUCGCGAAAAAAAAAGAACAACAUUAUUUCCAAAUUAGGAUUGGGAUGCACGCAUGUAUAGUGGAAACUGACAAGUUCCAAGUGUUGGCAUGAUCUGAUAAUCCCAUUGUAUUCAC